Mixia osmundae IAM 14324 is the source of this 2442-nucleotide messenger RNA. RefSeq lists its product as uncharacterized. Bases 289 to 2304 code for a protein of 671 amino acids. Lineage: Eukaryota; Fungi; Basidiomycota; Mixiomycetes; Mixiales; Mixiaceae. Gene Ontology annotation, molecular function: mRNA 3'-UTR binding; poly(U) RNA binding; poly(A) binding. Gene Ontology annotation, cellular component: ribonucleoprotein complex; nucleus; cytoplasmic stress granule. The transcript has 6 exons. The record is from RefSeq and is a predicted model, not a curated record.
CAAUGCAAAGCUCAUCAAUGUCCUCGCCACGGGCAGUGUAGACCAGACUAUCCGAAUUUGGCUUCCGUGACGUGCUUUGUCCAGGUCCGUACUGUCGUGCUUGUUGUCACUCGCCUAUGCACGAAGAUCUCUCGAGCUUUUGGCGUCCUCGACGCCUGCACAUCGACACGCGUCGCCACGAAUGCGCUCAAGUAUGGCGUCCUCGGCGUGUUCUGUGCUCAAACUGCUCACCGGAUCACCUACUCACGCGCAGACUCUCAUUCGCCUACAUUCGAACCGACUACAGUCAUGCCCAUGCUCGUUGACGCCGACUUCCCCAAGGUCCUAAUCUCUGGCCUACCCGUCGAAGUGCCUUUCAAAGAUGUCAAGGAACUCUUUGCUCGAUUCGGUGUCAUCGUCGGUCUAUCGCGUGAUGUGGGUGUCGAGAUGUGCGAGAUUGCCUAUGUCGACGCCCAAAGUGCUCACGAUGCCGUGGACGCACUCAACGGCGCGAGCUAUUUUGGCAAUCCUCUUAUCGUGACGACAACGGCAACGCGUACCGAAGCGCAGACGAGUGAUGGUCGAGCAUCAGGCUUGCGCGCCGCACUGGAGCGACUCGGUCCGCUGCGCAUUCAGAGCACAGUGAGAGCAAGCGAAGUGACCCAGUCCUCACCCAAUUCUGCAACGGUCGAAAAGCCCUUGGCUCGCAAUCUUUAUGUACUCAACCUGGCACUCGAUAUGUCCAAUCUCGAGCUCAAGGCAAUCUUUGAAGUAUACGGCGAAGUCCUGCAUGUCUGCGUUCUGGCAACGCUCGACAACAUGGGCAGGCGUCGCGCUUUUGUCGACAUGGAAUCCGCCGACGCGGCCAGCAAAGCACUCAAGGGUCUCCACAAUACCAUCAUCAGAGGCCAUCGUCUCGAUUGCAGCUAUGCCAUUCAUCAGCGUGAUACCGUUGGCGCACCUACACCUGCUCAGACAACCUACUACCCCCCAACGAGCAAAGAUGGCUUUGCCCUGCCUCGCAAGAUCACACAGAACCGCGUCGUACCCGUGCCCGGCCAGUCCAUCAUCGCUCGUCGUGCGCAACUCGGCCAGAUUCAAGAUCGUCGCCCCUCACCUCUGGCAGGCUUCGAGAGCGCUUACACGGCCUGGCAGACUAUGCCCGCCGCCUCGCGCUCUGCAGCCGGUGAACCCUACGGCUCCUUUCAAGAUGGUCUUGCAACGCGUUUGCCCAGUCCUCAGAUUGCCACCGGCUUCGACAGCAUUGCUGACGGCGUGGCUCUGGGACUCAAAUCGCUGCGUUCACCACGCUUUGCCGAUUCGAGCUUUGCUAUCGGCACACCUUCCAAUUCGCCUGACCGCGAUGAGUCCGAGCUCAGUCCUGCAGCUGCUAUACGCACCAUCCUGAUCUCAGGACUCUCGCCUGCUAUGGUUCGCAACGACGAGGACCUGCAUAAGGUCUUCUCGAAAUAUGGUCGCAUUGACGAAGCCAUCUUGACGAUGAGCGAAUUUGGUUUCGCAACAGGCAAAGCUCGCGUUACCUAUGCUAACACCGAAGAUGCUGCUUACGCUGUUACGCGUAGCUAUGAGCUCUCACUCGGCGGUCAGAAGGUCCUUGUCGCUCGUGCUGCAGAGUACAAUCACAUGACGACGGAUGCAAAUGUACUCGUGAAUCACAGCAGCCGUCUUGGUCAGAUGCGAUUGUCCUCCAUGCCCAGCGCUACGUCAGGUCUGAUCAGUGCUGGCGUUAGACCCGCCUCAUCAAUCUCGCUUCGCGCACCUCGCUCACCCUGGGGCGACGUCAUGCCGAAAUCUUCCCUCUCCGCCGUCGUCGGUCAUGCUGGUCGAGACGUCUUCGCGCCAGGCGAAUCCUACUUUCCGACCAACUUUGUUGAAGAUCAAGACAAAACGCCCGAAUUCGAUGGCUCACCUGACUCGAACAAGUCUGCUGGCGUGAUUGGCGACUCCAAGCUGUCUGCCGCUGCUCCGCCUUUCUUCGCUCCAAUCUCGGCUCGCUCUACCAGCCAAGGUACUGACGGCACGGACACUAGCCAGCACCAUGACUCGUCAUUGUCGGGUUCUUCCAUGUGCAUAAGCUCGAGUGAGACGAGCUUCUUUGGCUCAGAAGCGUCGACAACCGCCGAUGUCGCCGAGCUUGCUUCUGGCUGCGGUUUUCCGCCCUACGUGCUAGAUGUAGAGAAGAUGGUCAGUGACGCUGAAGAGAAGCAAGAUGCCCGUGACCUCUCGUACGAUGCACUGCAUGCCAAGCAUACCGAUAGUGAAGGUGUCAGCCCACACCUCGAGAUGCUCUCCAUCGCGAUCUAGCUGCGCGCAGUACAAGCGAAACUCUUUCCCGUGUAAAUGCACACCUAUCGUACAAAAUUACCAUGUGAACAUGUUUGUCUAGACUCCUUGCAGAAUGUGUCCGUAUCUCGAGGCGACGACCUCGUACAAUUCUGGCGA